This is a messenger RNA of Spodoptera exigua (beet armyworm), 2418 nucleotides long. NCBI's taxonomy places the organism in Eukaryota, Metazoa, Arthropoda, Insecta, Lepidoptera, Noctuidae. The record is from the annotation of a GenBank genome assembly.
AUGAACGGGGAGCCAGCACAGCUUGACCUGAGUGAUACCACGACCUCUCCUCGCCACCCAACUAGAACCACGCCCGAGCGUACGGCGCGUAGCGUUCCGCGCGCGCCUCAAAGAGCCAAUAGACCACCACAGUCGAGGACCUAUAGGGCUGAUGUUCAGCCGGGGUUGCGGCACCGCGCGCAACGAGGCACCGCGACCUCGGCCCAGGGCAGGAGAAGGAACAGGGGGGUUUUUAGUCAUUCAAAAAUGAGUCCCACUCUGACUCUGUUCUGCAUCUUCUUCUACGCUCUUCUGUCUCCUCUGCAAUGCGGCACUUCAUCAAGCGCGGAUGAUGACAGAAGAUGGCUGGUAUCUCUGGUUGACCUUGUGGAGUUGGACUAUGUAGACCAUUGUGAACAGAGAGCCAACGCUGCGUGGAAUGAGCUCACUGGAAAUAGCAAAGGAUUGGCUUCAAAGUUGGAGCGCGACAAGACGUUCGGCAUGUUCGUCUGUCAGCAAACGACUGACAUAAAAAGCGCUCUCACCGCGCAUGCGCUCUCCGCCGACGACCACGUGCUCCGGCGCAAGGUGAAGCUGUUGUUACAACCUGGAGAUACUCUGCUUGAUACUGAGCAGUGGAUAAGGCUCGUCACUUUCGGUGACAACGCGCAACACAAAAUAAGGUUCGCCACAAACUACGAUUGUGGGACCGCCACCAAUUGUACGCUUAAAGAACUUCAUUACUAUAUGGCACGCCAACAAGACGAGGAGACCUUGCAUCGUAUGAAACAGUCGUGGGAGAGGAACUUACCAGACAUCAACGAUUAUUUGGAGCACAUUUUGCCAUUACUGAGGAAUGCUUCCAAGAAAAACAACUACAACUCCGUUGAAGAAUACUGGGACGCCCUCGGCGAGUAUGAAGGCGCCAUAUUAAAAGCAAGAGAAUUGUGGGAAAACGUCAAACCACUGUAUUUGAAACUUCACAAAUAUAUUGCCCUUAGGUUAAAGGGCUCUGAUGCUGUCGGCAAGCCUUUACCAGUACACCUACUGAGAUCAUUAACGGGAGACGACUGGUCUAACCUCAUAGAAAGUCUUCUACCGAAACAUGCUGGUAUUUAUCAAAAAGUACACGCGAAUCUUCAGUUAAAGAAUUUGGGUGGAGUAGAAGCGUUCAAACAAGCAGCAAAACUCAUCAAAGCGCUAAACUUAGGCGACGCAGACCCAGAUAUUUGGACUGAAUCAGUCUUCAAUAGUACUUGCCCACCAACACUGGUCGACUGGUGUAAGCCAAACAAAGUUAGAGCAAUAACUUGUAAAGAUGUCAGCAUUGCCAACUACAUAGAAGCUCACGAAGCUGUCAUGAAAAUCGUCUACAAGCAGACUAUUAAUUUACACAGCAACAACACUUACAUCUUAAGAGAAGCGUCUCGCUAUUCUGCUGUGUAUGAAGCUAUUCCUGGUUUUGUGUCGCUACUCUCAGUGAACCCUCACGCGCUUAGUAAAGCGGGUCUAUUCCCAGUGGAAACUUUUAACUAUAACGCUAAUCAUCAUCGUCUGGUCUUACAACUAAUUAUGGCUCUGAGAGAUUUACCGAAGCUAAACUUCUACUUGGCAGCUGACGAAUGGAGGAUAAAAGUUUUAAUGGGCGCGAUACCGUACGCCAAAAUACCAAGUAGUUGGAGCGAUUUCCGUAAAAAUUUCUCCAACAUAGAAACUGCGGACAGUGAUUUCCUCGGAGACCCAUACAUGAUGUUUAAUAAACCUUUUAUUGGAAAAUUUAUGGGCUUGAUUCUAAAGUACCAAAUCUAUCAAUCUUUUGCUGAAGAACUUAUAUCGGAUGAUUCGGAUUUAAUAAAACACGUUGCUGAGAACAAUGAACGAUUGAUAGACGCAAUGAUGCAAGGUUACGGGACCGUCUGGCCAGAGAUGGUUAGCGAUCUGCUAGCUAAGCGUGAAUACGGCCUAGAAUACACAGGAUUGACGGACUACUACAAAUUCUUAGAUGAAUACCUAGACAACCAGUUAGAGCCGUCAACGGACACCAGUACUUCCGACGAUUAUGUCGAACCAGUCGAGCCUGAACCUGUGCCAGAAGAAAAUGAAAUACCAUCAUCAGCCGAAAACCAAGAAAACAAGAAUGUAGAUAAAGUAGAAACCCACGAAGAUAUUGUAGAUAACGUAAUCGAUACAGGUGAUGAAUCAAAUUCUAAGUUUGGCGUCGAAACGUCCACAGUAGGAGUUUUGGAAAUAAAGAAUCCUGUUGCACCUGGGGACCAAAAAGAGGAGAAUACGAAAGAGGCUUCGUAUAGCACGUAUUGGUGGAUAGGAAUAGCGGUAGCCCUGGCGGUGGUUGUGAUAUUAAUAGCAAUAAUUGCGAGAAAACGCCACAGCCAUAGAAAACAGCUGGAGAGGCAGCGGAAAAACAACUCGCAUGCCUGA